AUGGUCCCUGGCCCGCUGAUCCCCCCGCAGGCUCCAGCCCCCGCCAAAGGCAAGGAGGAGAUCGUGGUCCUGCACGUCUCCCUCCAAGGAGGUUCCCUGAAUGUCUCCGAGUCGAAGAAGGUGCUGCUGAGAGCUCUGAGCCCUGGCAUCUUCAUCCAGACCGACAAGGACGUCUACAAGCCUGGGCAGGAGGUGAAGUUCCGAGUGGUCUCUUUGGAAAAAGACCUGACCCCCAGCAAGCAGAAGCUGCCCCUGGUGUUCCUGAAGGACCCCAGCGGGAAUCGCAUAGCGCAGUGGCGGGAGCUGAGCCCUCGGCAGGGAAUCGUGGACUUGUCCCUCCCGCUGGCCUCGGAGCCAGCCCUGGGCACCUACACCAUCAGCGUGGAGGGGAAGAGCCAUUCCUUCAGCGUGGAGGAAUACGUGCUGCCCAAGUUUGAGGUGACCAUUCAUCUCCCCAGCGUGCUGUGGGAGCAGGACGAGAAGUUCCCGGUGAAGAUUUGCGGGCGCUACACCUACGGGAAGCCCGUCCAGGGGAAGGUCCAGGUUGACUUGUGCCUCAGCCAGAGGUUCUGGUCUCCCUGGGGGCAGAAGAUCUGCGCCAGAGUUAUGGCACAGACGGAGAAGAACGGCUGCUUUGCCACAGAGGUUUCGUUGGCUACCUCCAAGGAGAUUAUUUUGCCUUCAUUUUCGAGGAAGAAGCUUGAGGUCGAGGCAUCGCUGGUGGAGGAUGGGACAGGGCUGGAGAUGAAGAGCACCAAGAUCUGCAAGGUUUUAGCCAAAAGAGUCACGGUCACCUUCGAGAACCCCGAUCAGGCCUACAAGCAAGGCCUCCCCUACAGCGGGAUGAUCCGGCUGCAGGGAGCCGACGGCUCUGGGCUGCCCCAGAGGCAGGUCCUGCUCUCAGUCAGCAUCCAGGGAAAAGAGAGGACACAAAGCUUCCUGACUGACAGCUCAGGGAGAGCCUCCUUCCAGCUGGACACCUCUGGCUGGAGUGACUUGGUCUACUUGCGGGCUGAAGUCAACAGGACAGCUGAGAGCCAGGAGGGCUCAGCAGGACUCAGGCCCCAAGGUGCCUUUCUGACAGCCAGGCCCUACGUGUCCAAGAGCCGGAGCUUCCUGCACAUCCGCGCCCCGCAGGGGGAGCUGCCCUGCGGCCACUCCCAGCUGGUCCACGUGGAUUCCAUCUUUGGCAAGGAGGCUUUAGGCACUGAGCUGAAGAACCUGGAUCUGGUUUUCAUGGUCCUGGCCAAGGGGUCCAUUACCAGCAUCUUCAGGAAAGAAGUCUCUGCAGAGCCUGGACAGAGAGCCUCCCUCUCCCUGGAGCUGCCCAUCGGGCUGGAGCUGGCACCCAUGGCCAGGCUUCUGGUCUACGUGAUGCUGCCCAACGGUGAGAUGGUGGCUGAUGUCACUGAGCUCUCUGUGGCAAAGUGCCUCCCCAACCAGGUGAAGAUGGCAUUUUCCGAGGCCAGGGCCCUGCCUGGGGCAGCGCUGAGGCUGCAGCUGGGGGCUGCCCCGGGCUCCCUGUGCGCUGUCCGAGCCGUGGAUCGCAGCGUGCUGCUCCUGAAGCCCGAGGCUGAGCUCAACGCCGAGGCUGUCUACAAAGCACUGCCCAAAUUCAACUACCCCCACAGCAUCGAGGAUGAACCAUUAUGUGACACUCACUGGCGGAACUCCAGGGUGGAAACCCACAAGUUAUUCCAGGAUGCAGCACUGAAGCUCUUCACCAGUGCAAAGACCAGGGAGCGUUGCCUGCCCAGGCCCCCCAUCGUUGGAAUGCCAGGUGGUGGAGGUAAGCACAGCCCUGAGCGCUUCCUAGUGGCAAACAGUGUUCAACCAGAAAUGAUGCCAGUGCUCACCUCAGCUGUCUUAGACAUCGAGGACAAGGAAGAGCCCCCAGCACCCCGGACGUACUUCCCAGAGACGUGGCUGUGGGACCUGGUCCCUGUCGGGGAGAGCGGCUCUGCCGAGGUGACGGUGACAGUGCCCGACGCCAUCACAGAGUGGGAGGCCGGGAUGUUCUGUACGGCCCCGCAGGGCCUGGGGCUGUCCCCUGCUGUCACCCUCACGGCCUUCCAGCCAUUCUUCGUGGAGCUGGCGCUGCCCUACGCCGUGGUGCGCCACGAGACCUUCACCCUCAAGGCCACUGUCUUCAACUACCUGCGCCAGUGCCUGCGGGUUCAGGUGACAUUGGCAGAGUCGUCGGAGCUGGAGGUGUCACUGAGUGCAGGUGACACCUACAGGGGCUGUGUCUGUGCAGAUGAAGCCAAGACCUUCCAGUGGGGCGUGCGAGCCACCAGCCUGGGGGAGGUGAACAUCACUGUGAGCACUGAGGCCCUCAGCUCCACCGAGCCCUGUGGCAACGAGCUGCCUCUGGUGCCGACCCAGGGCCGCGUGGACACCGUGAUAAAGCCCCUGCUGGUGCAGCCAGGGGGGAUCCUGGUGGAGAAGACUCACAGCUCCCUGCUCUGCCAGGAAGGUGCUGAAGAAGUGUCCUUGGAGAUUCCUGCAAACAUCCUGGAGAGCUCCCAGAGAGCCCACGUUGCCGUGAUGGGUGACAUCCUGGGCAAUGCCCUGCAGAACCUGGACAGACUCCUGGCCAUGCCCUACGGCUGUGGGGAGCAGAACAUGGUGCGCUUUGCCCCCAACAUCUACAUCCAGCAGUACCUGGAGAAGACGGGGCAGCUGCUCCCGGACAUCCGCGCCAAGGCACAGGGGUUCCUGCAGAGCGGGUACCAGCGGGAGCUGCUGUACAAACACGACGAUGGCUCCUACAGCGCCUUUGGGAAGAGCGAUUCCACGGGCAAUACCUGGCUGACAGCGUUUGUCCUGAAGUCCUUUGGGCAGGCCCGAGCCUACGUGGCCAUCGAGGAGCGGCACAUCACAGACGCGCUGCGGUGGCUGCAGCAGCGCCAGAAGAAGAACGGCUGCUUCCGCAGCGUGGGCAAACUCUUCAACAACGCCCUGCAGGGCGGUGUCUCGGACAAGCUCUCGCUCUCAGCGUACGUGACGGCAGCGAUGCUGGAGCUGGGACUGCCCACGCUGGUGAGGAUACACCCUUCUUCCCCGCAGGGACUGGUGGGGUGGGGACAGCUGCUGGGACAGGGGACUGGCCAUUCCAGGCCACCUUGCAGAGCAAACUGGGCACAGCUGGGGACACUAGGCAGCACUGGGGGCUCUGAGCGAGUCCAUGCCCUGGGCUGGCUCCUGACUCUGCUGCCACACCAGGAGCCGGUGGUGAGCUCAGCCCUCAAGUGCCUGGAGGCCUCUCCCACGGACGACCCCUACACCCAAGCCCUGCUGGCCUACGUGUUUGGGCUGGCAGGGUUGCGGGAGCAGCAGCAGGCGCAGCUGCAGAGCCUGGCCCAGCACAGCGUCAGCGCAGACGGGCAGCUCUACUGGAAGAGGAAGGGGCAGGCUCAGAAGGCCUUGGAGCUGUCCUGGGCCGCGGCUGCACCGGCUGAGGUGGAGAUGACAGCCUAUGUCCUGCUGGCCUACCUGUCCCAGCCCUCUGUGUCCCCUGCUGACCUGGGGACAGCGUCCCAGAUCGUCCGCUGGCUCUGCAAGCAGCAGAACCCCUAUGGGGGCUUUGCCUCCACGCAGGACACCGUGGUGGCCCUGCAAGCCCUGGCCAAAUACGCCGCCCUGACCUACGGCAGCAAUGGGGACGUCACGGUGACGGUGACAUCACCCACGGGGAUGGUGCAGGACUUUGUGCUGGACAGCAGCAACCGGCUGGUGCUGCAGCGGGCGGCCCUGCCCGAGCUGCCGGGCACCUACGGGCUGCGAGCCCGCGGGCAGGGCUGUGCCCUGGUGCAGGUGGGUGCAGCCUGGGCUCCCUGUCCUGGGCCCUGUGCCUGUGCCCUCACUGGGCUCACCCUGUGCUGUCCCCAGGUGACCCUACGCUAUAACGUGCCUCCCCCUCCCAGCACGGGGGCCUUUGAGCUGCGCGUGGAGACGGAGCCGCUGCCGGGCACGCCGAACCCGCAGUUCCUGCUCCGCCUCUGGGCACGGUACAGCGGGGAGCGUCCUGCCACCAACAUGGUUGUCAUCGAGGCCAAGCUGCCAUCGGGCUACAGCCCAGACAAGAAAUCUGUGGUGGAGCUGAAGAGGCAGAAGCUGGUGAAAAAGGUGGAAGUGCAGCCUGACCAGGUGACCAUUUACCUGGACCAGCUGAGCAAGGAGGAAGAGACCUUUUCCUUCCGAGCCCAGCAGGACUUCCUAGUGAGCAACCUCCAGCCAGCCACCGUGUCCCUGUACGACUACUACGAGACAGGUGACCGUGUGGAUGUGUCCUACACUGCACCCCCCAGCUCAGAGAAGGAAAACGUGUAACUCAGCCUGGAGUCUGGCAGCCCAUCCCUGUCCCAGCUCCUGCGGCCACCAAAGACAGGGACAGCUGAGGGUCUCUGCUCCCACCCUGGCCCUGGACCCUCCAUGGGGGCAGGAGACCCUCCCAGCAGCACUGGCCCCCAGCAGGGCCCCUCUGGAUGGAGGCACAGCUCCCCCCCAGGAUCUGCAGCCGAGGGGCUCCUGCAGGCCCAAGGACACACAUGGACUUGGCUGAACAGCCACACUGGGAACUGCACAGGGACACCCCCAGGCCACCUCCUGCCAA
Messenger RNA from Passer domesticus (house sparrow), 4615 nucleotides. Its product is annotated as pregnancy zone protein-like. The transcript is spliced from 33 exons. The record is from RefSeq and is a predicted model, not a curated record. Lineage: Eukaryota; Metazoa; Chordata; Aves; Passeriformes; Passeridae. Gene Ontology annotation, molecular function: endopeptidase inhibitor activity. Gene Ontology annotation, cellular component: extracellular region. The coding region runs from base 1 to 4332 and encodes 1443 amino acids.